Vigna unguiculata (cowpea) is the source of this 1385-nucleotide messenger RNA. RefSeq names its product DCD domain-containing protein NRP-A-like. The record is from RefSeq and is a predicted model, not a curated record. Lineage: Eukaryota; Viridiplantae; Streptophyta; Magnoliopsida; Fabales; Fabaceae. Gene Ontology annotation, biological process: response to endoplasmic reticulum stress.
UUCUCUCUUUUUCUCCAACCAUCAUCUCCUCUUUCUCUCUCUCUCAACAAUAACAACAACAACAACAAUUGUUCAUUGACCAUGGACAACAACAAUGACUUCUGGAAAUUCAGUGACCAGUUGAGGCUUGAAUCUGGUUUGGCCAAUCUCUCUCUCAAUGAUUUUUCCAUUUGGAGCAACAGCUACAGCUCCAAGAGGCCUGAUCAGAGGAGGAACUUUGAUGUCAGUUCCACUGAUCUCAUCAACAACAACAACAACAACAACUCCUCAAAGUCUCAUGAUUUCAAUGAUGGCUGGAACAUAACCAAUUCCAAUGGAACCCUUUUCUCUGUCCCUCAAAACAACAACAAUCUUGGACUUGGAGGCUUCAACAAGGGAGGAAUCUAUUCAAACAACAACACCACCUCCUCUUAUCCUAACCUUAACAACAACACUCUUGGAGGCUUCAACAAGGGAAUCUAUUCCAACACGCCAUCCUCCCCUUAUCUUAAUCUUAACCUUAACAGCAACAACAACAACCACCAUCUCAACACCAAUCUCAAGGGCUACAAGACAUUCUUUAAGGCUGAAGAUCAGUUCCACACACCCAAAACUUCCAAGAAGAACAACAACAACACCACCAACAAAAAGCAUGGGGACAACAACACUAAUAACGAUGCCACCAAGACUGCUUCUGAGAAAAAAUUCAAAACACUGCCACCAGCAGAGUCUCUGCCUAAGAAUGAAACCAUUGGAGGUUACAUCUUUGUUUGCAACAACGAUACCAUGGCAGAGAAUCUCAAAAGACAGCUCUUUGGUCUGCCUCCACGAUAUAGAGAUUCAGUUAGAACAAUAACUCCAGGGUUGCCCCUUUUUCUUUAUAACUACUCCACUCACCAACUCCAUGGUAUCUUCGAGGCUGCAGGUUUUGGAGGAACCAAUAUUGAUCCAGUAGCUUGGGAGGACAAGAAGUGCCCUGGUGAAUCUCGUUUCCCCGCUCAGGUUCAAGUGAUUACUAGGAAAGUUUGUGAGCCACUGGAGGAGGAUUCCUUCAGACCAAUUCUUCAUCACUAUGAUGGUCCUAAGUUUCGUCUUGAGCUGAGUGUGCCUGAGGCACUGUCUCUCCUGGACAUAUUUGCAGAUCAGAACAGUUUCGAUGAUAUUUUCAAGGCCAUUCCUGCAUAGAGGAUGGACAAUACAGAUUAUAAACAUGAGAAGAUACUUUAAGACAAUGAAUUCAGCCACUAUAUAUUUAUUAUGUGUUAUACUUAGUAUAGGGGCUAUUUGUAUAGAGGCUGAUAUGCCUGCUUGCUGCCCAUUUUUGUUGUUAUGGGACUAUAUGAACAUCACAUAAAAACUACACAAUAAAAAUCAACUAACUUUCUUUGUGCUUAUCUUUAUGCAAA